GUUUGAGCGUUGAGAUUUGAAAAAGUGUUGUUUUGAGGCGUUUUUCGAUCCGUACCUCAAGUUUUUAGUAUGCAGUGAUUCCUUUCGGGGCUAUUCAGUACUGAGUGACACUGGCCAAGUACGUGCUUGCAGUCGUGUGAAAUCAUGCAACUGGUUUUUAAAUGGCCUUGGCAGUUCCAUUUUUACGUAUGUACGAUGAUAUUUGUUUUUAACCCUUUUUCCCUUUUUGUUCUCUGCCAUAGACUUUUGCUGUAGAUAUGCUUUGCUUGUAUUUUGCGCUGUUGUUUAUGAGAGUUUCGUGAUUUUGAUGUCACCGAGAGAAGCAUUUGGCUUUUAUUUUGGUCUUUUCUUUACCCGAAAGUCAUUUUCAGACCUGGUGACGUUUUAAUGGAAACUUUUCUUGCAGCAUACCUGUCACGUUUGUUUAUUUUUGCAGGUUUUUCUUUCAUUUUUUGAAUGCCUUAUCCUUUUGCAGAUGCUUUUAAGGUGAAGUGAUUUUUGGAGGUGCGCAUUUUUCACGUAGAUGAUGCAAAUUAAGGUGUCUGUGAAGGGAAUAAUUGUUUCUUUGGGGAAAAUAUCAAUCAGUGCGUCUUUGCUUUCACCGAAGAUGAACAGACUCUCCUUUGCAGGAGAAGAAUGACCGGGAAGUGUCAGACCAGCAAUGUCACUAACAAGAACGACCCGCGCUCCCUCAACUCACGGGUCUUUAUCGGCAACCUCAACACCGCUAUUGUGAAGAAGACCGACAUCGAGGUCAUCUUCGCCAAGUACGGCAAGAUCGUGGGCUGUUCGGUGCACAAGGGUUACGCUUUCGUCCAGUACAUCAGUGAAAGGAACGCACGGGCGGCCGUGGCAGGAGAGAACACCAGGAUCAUCGCAGGACAGCCGCUGGAUAUUAACAUGGCCGGUGAGCCAAAACCUUACAGGCCUAAAGCAGGAUCCAAACGACCCCUGACUGCUGUCUACAGUGGUUAUGAAUUUGAUUAUGAUUACUACCGGGAUGAUUUCUACAAUAGGCUCUUUGACUAUCACGGACGGGUGGCUCCUCCUCCGAGGGCAGUGAUUCCUCUGAAGCGUUCGCGAGUGGUGCUUCCAUCCACUCGACGCGGGAAGAGUUCGUUCCCUAUCAAAACCUCCUCCUCCUCUUCCUCAAGACCCCCAUCAUCAUCAUCGUCCUUCUCCUCUGGGAUGAAAUUGAAGUCUGAUCAACUCCAGACUAUCAAACGUGAACUGACUCAGAUCAAGAUGAAGAUCGACUCUCUUCUGGGCCGCCUGGAGAAGAUCGAGAAACAGCAGAGAUCCGAGUGUGAGCCUCAUAGGAAAUAUGAGGACAACUGCGACUCUUUACACGAGGGGUCGAUAUCAGAGAUGGCAGACAACUCCGGAGAGGAGGGAGGGGAAGGACAGCUGGAUGCGGAGGCGGGAGAAAUGACGGAUGGUGGCGAGGAUGACUACGAUGAGGAAGGCAGCACUGAUCUGAUGGAGAAUCAUGUGUCUGAUAUUGACAACUGAAGAGUUCUACAUCCAGAGAAGAAAUCAACUCUGCAUUGAACAGAAGACAUGAAACUCUGUGAAGACGGACAUCUCUUCUCAAAAAGGCCAUGAAGGCUCUCGAUUGGCUGAUUAGAUGCAGAGCAAAUAUUUUGACAAGUUUAGCAUCUGCUAGUCACUUCAGCUGUUUUUCAUUUAAUAGCAUCUGGCACAUUCAAUCAUAUAUGAUUUGCAUAUCUCCAGGAAAAGGUUCCUCAUGCAUACACUAAAGUUUGGUUUUUCCCUCAAGGAUAAUUUUCCUUAAGCAAAGAUGAAAGGUUUUUACGGUCUGUGAGUGAAAAAUGAGUCUUAAAUGUCAGAAAUGUAACAUGGCAUUUUUGAAACCUUCAGUAUUAACAGAGAACUUAUUUAAAUAAUUCUAGAAUUUUAAAGAUGUUAAAAUAUGAGGUCUGACAAUGAACGUGUUUCAUUAGAAGCCAAAACUUUUUUUGUGUCAGCUUGUUUUUGAUUACUUGCGUCUGCAUCCCCAUUUUUCUUUGUGUGUGUGUGUGUGUGUGUAAUGUGUAUUUGUACUCCAUGGAUCAAAAUACAUAUAAUUUUCCCAGAUCAAAUCAAGUAAAAUAACUAGUCAAGUACUUGGUUUAAUGAACACAUUUUAGCUCCAUACUGCCAGUUUCAUCAGACUUCUUAAACUUAGACACUUCAGGAUGACUGAAAUAUUGUCAGACCGCAGUAACUCUAAACACUUAAUUAUGUCUUAAUGUGUCAUAAUUUGUAAUGAUACUGUAAAGAUGAUAUUGCCGCUGUAUUUCGUUUUAUCAUGCAUAUGUGUGUGAAUCGGAGCGACAUGUAGUAGUCACUGUUUCUGUUCUCUAUGAUGUCAUUCAGUAUGGAGUGUGUUAUAAUGAACUCUAUUUUUGUAUGGCAGAUUUACAGAAAAAGCUUCAGAAUAUUCAUAUUCGUUCUGCUGACAUUUUCAUUCUGCUACAGUACAUAAUUUGUUUGUUUAAAUCAGAAUGUGGAAAGAUGUGUAUAGCAUAAAAAAA
Sinocyclocheilus anshuiensis is the source of this 2537-nucleotide messenger RNA. RefSeq names its product RALY RNA binding protein like (gene ralylb). The coding region runs from base 637 to 1512 and encodes 291 amino acids. The record is from RefSeq and is a predicted model, not a curated record. NCBI's taxonomy places the organism in Eukaryota, Metazoa, Chordata, Actinopteri, Cypriniformes, Cyprinidae. Gene Ontology annotation, molecular function: RNA binding. Gene Ontology annotation, cellular component: nucleus. The transcript is spliced from 9 exons.